Trichophyton verrucosum HKI 0517 is the source of this 2784-nucleotide messenger RNA. Its product is annotated as RNA-binding protein, putative. The transcript has 7 exons. The record is from RefSeq and is a predicted model, not a curated record. Gene Ontology annotation, molecular function: mRNA binding. NCBI's taxonomy places the organism in Eukaryota, Fungi, Ascomycota, Eurotiomycetes, Onygenales, Arthrodermataceae. Bases 1 to 2784 code for a protein of 927 amino acids. Gene Ontology annotation, cellular component: cytoplasm. Gene Ontology annotation, biological process: post-transcriptional regulation of gene expression.
AUGCGGGAACAAAAACGCCGAUUUGAAGCAGACUUGAAAAUCCUUGACCUCCAGCAGGAAAAGGAACGUCAGGAGAUGGACCAGAUUGCCAGAGACCUUGCUCAGGUCGGUCUCAGUGGCCCGGUUAGCGAGCCUACCACUCCUCCAGAAUACUAUCGAGACAGCGGUUUUCCUACUGCUCUAUCUCGUCCAGCUCGGUUUUCUAUUUCAAAUGGACAACCCGUGUCACCAUUUGGAAGUGUUUUCUCUCCUACUUCCCAAGUGACAUCCCCCGCUACCAACCAAUCUUCUAACCAGGACUUUGCCAACCGUACUGGCAUGGGGAUGGGUCUGCGUCGAAACUCGGAGCAGACUUACGGAGCUGCUUUCACAGGCUUUAGAGCUGGUCAUGCAAGCCGCUACUCCUUAUCAAACAACGUCUUCGGAUCAGCCUUGCCACCAGUCUCCUCUCGUACCAACGGAUUCAAUAACCAUAUGGGUUUCAGUUCACUUUUCUCUUCGAAGAAUCCGUUGGAGUCUGAAGAGGAUAAAUCCAAGAACGAAGACCGUGUUUCUACUCCAGAUGUGAAGAGCUACCUUCGCAUGACAGACCCUGAUGACAAAUUCCCUACCUUAGUGCGUAGGGAUGGUAACCCAUCAGUUCUCUCAGCCAAUUCUGCAGCGGUUGAUUUUGCAAACUCCCGCACUCCUGUCCCUGAGAACUAUAAUGGUAAUGGUCGUCAUCAUGCCGUUCACCACAGCAUGCCGCAAAACACUUUGUCCUGGUGGUCUGAUAACUCAGCUGAAAAUCCCCCACAAACUAAUGGAAAUGGUAAUGGGAAUAUCCAGUCUCUGCGUCAUGUGAACCGUCUUUCUCUAGAGAGCAACCUUUCUGGCCUCGGUGCUCUUGCUUCUGCUGCCCACCAGCAAAACCAUACCUCUGGACACCAUAGGCCAACCUCCUUACAGCUCUCUUACUCAACAAAUGAUCUUCCUGCCACUCAAAAUGGAUUUCAAAGCGAUUCUGCCACUGGAACACGGGCCGAAGUUACCCAGAACAACUACCAAACUCAUAGCCGGAUGCAUUCUCGUGGUGGCUCCGCAAACACCACUCCACCCACCCCUCAGUCCUCUUCUGACCGUGAGGAACCUGGCCCUAGCAUUCCGACUUUCCAGUCUGCUUUCCAACCCAAUGCCAUGUCCCACGCCCUGGUCUUGACAUCUCCAACCACCGUUGCUCCAUCGGUCGUUAACGGGUCUGCUACCCCUACACCAAGCACCUAUGCAACACCAGUUUAUGGAUAUAGCAUGCAAGCAUAUGCCCCAGCGCCAUUGCAGCUCAAUGGGAACUAUGCUGGCGUCCAGAGUCAUCCGAUGUUCGGAGCAUUUGGAAUGGCGCCACAGCCACCUCAGCCAAACAACUACGGUAGAUUCGCAGAGAGCCCUCGUACUGCUACUCAAAACCGUCGUAAUGGAGAUUCUGAGAACCCAUUGAACCGCUUUGGCAAUGUUCCUCUCGAGAAUUACUCUGGGGAAAUCUAUGGAAUGUGUAAGGACCAGCAUGGAUGUCGGUACCUUCAGAGAAAGCUCGAAGAGGGUGUGCCUGAGCAUGUUCAAAUCAUCUUCCGUGAAACUCAAAUGCACGUCGUCGAGCUCAUGACCGAUCCAUUUGGUAACUACCUAUGUCAAAAACUGCUUGAAUUCACCAACGAUGAGCAACGUACAGGUCUUAUCAACAUUGCUGCCCCUCAUUUGGUUCAGAUCGCUUUGAACCAGCAUGGAACUCGAGCUCUCCAAAAGAUGAUUGAGUUUAUUUCUACCCCUGAACAGAUCCAAACUGUUAUCCAUGCCCUUAGUGGCCAAGUCGUCGAGCUUGUCCAAGACCUCAAUGGCAACCAUGUGAUCCAGAAAUGCUUGAACCGCCUAUCAGCUCCAGAUGCUCAGUUUAUUUAUGAUGCAGUUGGCAAAGAGUGUGUUGCCGUUGGAACUCACCGCCACGGUUGCUGUGUUCUUCAGAGAUGCAUUGACCAUGCUUCUGGCGAUCAGCGCGCAAAGUUGAUUGAGCAGAUUACCAAGAGCUCUUACUCCCUCGUUCAGGACCCGUUCGGCAACUACGUCAUCCAGUACAUCUUGGAUCUUGGAGAACCCCUUUUCACUGGACCACUUUGUGCAACUUUCCAGGGAAGCAUCCCCGCUCUCUCAAAGCAAAAAUUCAGCUCCAACGUCAUUGAGAAGUGUAUCCGUACUUCAGACUUCAAUAUGCGUAGAGCUUUUAUUAAGGAGAUGUUGUCUCCUCAUGAGCUUCCAAACAUGCUCCGUGACUCCUUUGCAAACUAUGUCAUCCAGACUGCUAUGGACUUUGCUGAUCCCGAGUCUCGCAAUACUCUGAUUGAAGCUGUCCGUCCCUUGCUGCCUGGAAUUCGCUCGCAACCACAUGGACGUCGAAUUGCAGGAAAGAUCAUGACUCUUGACUCCCAUGCUCGAAACAAUGGCACAAACGGAACGAACCCAGGAGCUCCCUUGGCUCUUGAUGAGGUACGAGGUGGCUUCUCACAGCCUUAUACUCUUCCACCCAAUCAAUACAACUCACAGUUCAACUCCACUGAGGCCUCCGCCAACGCUCCAUCCGCAGCCGUCUCCGAGUCCGAAUUUAUUGAAGCUCGCUCUACUCACAGCGAGAGUGGAGCUACCACCAUUUUCAGCCCUGUUCCCCAGCACACCAACAACGCCAUAAAUGGUAUCAAUAACAUGAACGGCAUUAAUGGCGUCAAUGGCUCGAACCCUCAUGGCUUCAACAUGUUCUAA